UAGUCAGACCGGUCUUCUGUGAAUGAAUGAGAAGGAAAAGUAACAAUUACGGUAGUAGGCUAUAACAGAAAAAAAGACAGAGGGACAAUUAUUUUACUUUUGGUAUUUUUUGUUGUUUUAUGCUGCUUCUGUGAUAUUGUGUUCUGUGAGUGUCAGUUUAAUAUUUUUUUCACUCCGAAGCAACCCUUGUUUGUGGUAGCAAAGAUACUCUCAGAGUGCGUGUACGGCUCCUGGCAGAGAGACCAAACACUUAUUCAUGCAUGCAUGUAUAUCACUUUUUCUCAAAACAGAUAAAGGUACUAAAAACCUCACUGAUGUAAGGGGGGGAAAAACACUGAUAGGAAAUUUGAGAAUAAAACCAAUUUAUAAGCUGAUUAAAAAAUAUAUUUUGGACAUCAUAGCCAUGGAGAGGAAGUCAUGGUCGUCCCUGAUCCUGUGUUUAGUAAUAUUUGUGAUCAUGGGCUUGGUGGGAUAUAUACACUUUAAAAAGGAAUUGGUGAACAAACUAAAAAAUGAAGUAGAGUUCUCAGAGGCAGAGGUGAGAGAAAAAGAACUAGAUCUGAAUAAUUACGGUUUAGCAGUUGAACACACACAGAAGGAAAUUGACAAUCCAGAUAAGGAGGUCAAGGAACUUCAGGAUGAGGUCGGGAAAUUGAACUCUGCUAAGGAGGAAAAGGACAAAGAAGUUAAAGCAUGCAAGGACUCAGUGGCGGGGUUGAGUAAUGAUGUUGCAGCCAUGGAGAAGGAGAAGAGUGACAUUGAUGGUAAAAAGACAAAAUGGAAUGAAGAAAUUAAUGGCCUUAAGCAGAAGCUCCAGGACCACAGUCCAGUCUGUGCCUAUGUGAAGACCACUGCAGAAGAUCUCAAGAAAGAACCUACCAUAAAGGAACUUUGCCCUCAAAUUCAAAUUGUAGUUAAAGCAUAACGGAAAGAAAACCAGCAGUCUGAAUUCAAGAC
Messenger RNA from Sinocyclocheilus rhinocerous, 957 nucleotides. RefSeq lists its product as uncharacterized. Lineage: Eukaryota; Metazoa; Chordata; Actinopteri; Cypriniformes; Cyprinidae. The record is from RefSeq and is a predicted model, not a curated record. The transcript is spliced from 5 exons. Bases 257 to 925 code for a protein of 222 amino acids.